This is a messenger RNA of Raphanus sativus (radish), 767 nucleotides long. Its product is annotated as protein C2-DOMAIN ABA-RELATED 7. Bases 161 to 658 code for a protein of 165 amino acids. The transcript is spliced from 3 exons. The record is from RefSeq and is a predicted model, not a curated record. Lineage: Eukaryota; Viridiplantae; Streptophyta; Magnoliopsida; Brassicales; Brassicaceae.
UUGAUAAGCCAAAUGUACAGUGCGUUGAAUUUGAACCGGUCAUAUUUUGAGGAAUAAAAAAAGUCGGUGAGUCAAGAGUCUUGUGACAUAGAUUGUUUGUCCGUUUUAACAAGAGAAACCGAGAAAAUUUGUUUGGAGAAAACAGAGGAAGGGGUUGAAGAUGGAGGAACUUGCAGGGCUUCUGAGGAUCCGAGUGAAGAAAGGGAUCAAUCUCGCUAGACGUGACUCUCUAAGCAGCGAUCCUUUUGUCGUCAUAACCAUGGGAACACAGAAACUGAAGGGUCGUACUGUGGAAAACAACUGCAACCCUGAGUGGAAUGAAGAGUUAACACUUGCCCUCAAACAUCCCAAUGAACAUGUGAUUCUGAUUGUGUAUGAUAAAGAUACAUUCACAUCUCACGACAAGAUGGGAGAUGCGCAGAUCGACAUCAAGCCGUUUCUAGAGGUUCAUAAACUUGGUUUGCAAGAACUUCCUGAUGGGACGGUGAUCAAGAGGGUUUUGCCCACCAAAGAAAACUGCUUGUCUGAAGAGAGUAGAAUCGUCUACCAUAAUGGCAAGAUCGUGCAGGACAUGAUUCUUGUCUUGAGGAAUGUCGAAUGCGGUGAAGUGGAGAUUCAGCUUGAGUGGAUUGAAAUUCCAGGUGGUAGAGGACUCUGAAAACACACAGUUGAAAAUGUUUUCAUGUUCCUAAUAUGUGUGUGUAUGUGUGUGUUUGUAAUAAAAGCCACAGGUUCUGUAAUAAAAUCACACUUUGUUUUGCGUAGCA